Athene cunicularia (burrowing owl) is the source of this 1866-nucleotide messenger RNA. Its product is annotated as solute carrier family 25 member 39-like. Gene Ontology annotation, biological process: mitochondrial transmembrane transport. The coding region runs from base 38 to 1108 and encodes 356 amino acids. Lineage: Eukaryota; Metazoa; Chordata; Aves; Strigiformes; Strigidae. The transcript has 11 exons. The record is from RefSeq and is a predicted model, not a curated record.
CCCCCCCCAAUGCUGUGUGUUGCAGGGAGCCAGCGCCAUGGCCGAGAAGACGUCGCCGAGCCCCAGCAGGGACAUCACACCGCUGCAGCAGAUGCUGGCCUCGGGGACAGGGGCCAUCCUCACCUCCCUCUUCGUGACACCGCUGGACGUGGUGAAGAUCCGUCUGCAGGCCCAGAGGACCCCCUUCUCCAAAGUGUUGCCAGCACGGUCUGUGCCCUGGGGCGCUCAGCCAGCCACAUGGAAGUGUUUCCUCUACUGCAACGGGCUCAUGGACCACCUGUACGUCUGCCAGAAUGGCAACGGCUGCACUGCCUGGUACAAGUCCCCCACCCACUUCACCGGCACACUGGAUGCCUUCGUGAAGAUCACACGCUAUGAGGGCAUCAGGUCUUUGUGGAGCGGCUUGCCCCCCACCCUGGUCAUGGCUGUGCCAGCCACUGUCAUUUAUUUCACCACCUACGACCAGCUCCGGGACUGCUUGCACGCUCGGACGGGGAGCCGGGGACACCACAUCCCCUUGCUGGCUGGGGCCCUCGCCAGGCUGGGCGCCGUAACGGUCAUCAGCCCCUUGGAGCUCAUCCGCACCAAGAUGCAGUCACGGCAGCUCAGCUACAGGGAACUGGGCGUCUGCAUCCAGUCGGCGGUGGCUCAGGACGGCUGGCUGUCCCUCUGGAGGGGCUGGGGACCCACCGUGCUGCGGGACGUCCCCUUCUCAGCUCUCUACUGGUUUAACUACGAGCUGGUGAAGGAGUGGCUCUGUGGGCAGGCCCGGCUGGACGAGGCCACCUUCAUGAUCAGUUUUGCAUCCGGGGCCAUCUCUGGGACGGUGGCUGCGGUGCUGACGCUGCCUUUCGACGUGGUGAAGACCCAGCGGCAGAUCGAGCUGGGAGACAGCGAGGUGCACCCAGUCACAGCCUCCAAGCCUUCCUCCACCUGGCUGCUCAUGCAGCGCAUCCAUGCCGAGUCUGGCACCCGGGGGCUCUUUGCAGGCUUCCUGCCCCGCGUCAUCAAGGUGGCACCCGCCUGCGCCAUCAUGAUCAGCACCUAUGAAUUUGGCAAAACCUUUUUCCAGAAGCUGAACCAGGAGCAGCGGCUACGUGGGUUGUGAGCCAGGGCUGGGGCAGGGCUGGAUGGGGACAGUGACACCCCAGCUCCUGACAAGGGACCCCGGGAGCAGCGAACUGCACUCGGCCAUGCAAAGCCCAAGUGCCUUGGUGCUGCGCUCUGCAUCCCCACUGCCUGUGCGCGGAGGCAUGGCCGGCCCGGCCCCCGUCUCCAGCCCCAGCCACGCUGGGGGACAUCUGUGCCUGCUGCUGUGACACGGGGGGGGAGGAUGAGGAGUCCCCCGUGCUCAUCCCUUGAGGCUGGAGAGAUGCUGCUGCUGGAUUCACGGAUGCUUUGGCAAGGACGGGGUGUCCCAGGAGCCUCGGCAGGGUGGGAGAUGGGAGAUGGGGCUCUGGCAAGGACCAAACCCCCAGGGGCAUCUCUGGGUGCCAGCCUGGGCCCCCCCCAGCCCUGCUCCACCCAGGGAUCUGCCCCUCUUCACCAUCAGUCACGCACAGUGUCCCCUUGCCGGCUCUGUGUGGCAUUGGGGACACAUCAGACCCUCUCCCUGCCUCUGGAUCUCUCCUCCCCCUCGGGGUGUCCCUGUCCCCUGCCAGACCCCGGGCCCGGACCAUGUGUGGGGACAGACCUCGCUGCUGCUCGGGGGUGGGGGGCAACGUUUUGGCACCCUCUGCCUGUGCCGUGUCCCUUCACUGUGAGGGCCUGUCCCAGCACUGUGCCCGGGGUGGGCGCUGCCCCACCUUACCCUGGGGCUCCAGGGGGGAAUUUCUCUUAUUUUCUUAAAUAAAAUAUUAUCUCUUA